Molecule: messenger RNA, 1757 nt
Organism: Punica granatum (pomegranate)
Lineage: Eukaryota; Viridiplantae; Streptophyta; Magnoliopsida; Myrtales; Lythraceae
Source: RefSeq, a predicted model, not a curated record
UCCUCUCAUCAAACUCAAGCAUGGCAGAUCAGGAAGUCCAAUCGCCCUGCAAAGGAGCGGCAGAGGAUCGCAUAAGUAAGUUACCUGAUGAACUCAUCUCCCACCUCUUCUCGUUCAUGCCCACCAAAGAUGUCGUGAAGACCAGCACCUUGUCCAGACGCUGGCUCAAGGUCCAGGACCUCAAGCACCUCGAUCUAUAUAUAUCCCUAGAGACGAGCAAAGACCUGCUCUAUUUCAAGUCGUUCGUGGAUUGGGUGGAUAGACGCUACUCAGAUAAGAUAUUGAAGAGAUUCUCGGUCCAUCUUGAAGAUCUUCCCUGGAACAAGGAUAUGCAAGCAAAAAUAGAUUGUUUGAUCCACUUUGCAGUCGUGCGGAGGGUCAAGCAGAUGUCACUGGGUCUGGACUUCUGCUACUUCGAUUAUGAGCAUUGGUCAUGGGAUCUGGACAAAUACUUCUACAAGUUGCCCCGUUUCUUGUGCAAUCACUAUGGACUGGAGAGCCUUCACAUCGCGAAUUGCGCCUUCCCAAACCCGUGCACAGGAUUCAAGUGGUCAUCUCUUAAAGAAUUAUCGAUCACUCAGGUGAAUUUGGGCAGGAACAAUAUACUCUUGAAAAUUUUCAUAGGGAGCCCUUCACUUGAGCUGCUGGAGCUGGAUGGCUGUUGGGGUUUGAUGCAAAUUGAUACGAGAAACUCCCUGAGACUGAGAGAGCUUGUGAUUGUUUCCUACCAGAGUGUCUUACGACUCGAAAUCAUUGCUACGAACUUGCUCAUACUUCGUUUGCGAGGAGACUGGCAGUACCAGGAGCUGAAGCUGACUGAUGCAUCUUCCAUUGUUGAAGCUGAGCUCAAUUUCCUGAUGCGUGUUGAGAAGGGGAAUGACGCUUACUACAUUCCUCCUCCUCAGUCGUUCUGUGACAAUUUUUUCGGCGAGCUGCAACAUAUUUCAACCUUACACAUUGGUGAUUGGUGUAAUGAGGUGGUAUCGAGCAUGAUGAAAGCAGAAGUUAAUUCUCCGGAAUUGACCAAAUGUAAGCACUUAAUAACCGACUCCAUGGCCGACCGACAAAUUAGUCUCAUUGGAAUCACUACCUUGCUGGAGAGGUCAGCCCAUCUCGAGAAAUUAGAGCUAAGAAUGCUUCAGAGGUGUAUUGAUGAUGAGUCUGAUCCUCACAAGAGAGAGUUGGUCCACAGUCUUAUGAAUGCUGGUAAAGACGAGCUCUGUGGAUUCCCGGAGGACAUCUUCCGAAGCUUUGAGAAGUACUUAAAGCAUGUCAAGACUUUCGUCCUGAGGAGGUUGGACGCUGCAACAGGUCGAACAAUUAUGAAGAGAGUUUUCCAUUUGGGGAAUAUGGAAGACUCGAAAUGGCUCAGCAAACUUCAAGCUAAUGGAACCGAGAGGUGUCUCUCAUCCUUGCCGAAUCGGUUCUGAUUGUUUCAUGUGGAGUUUCAGUACGUGUGAAUAUAGGCUGGAAUUGCUUAGUAUUUCUCAAAUUGCUUGAGGACCCCUUCGAGGGCGGAUACCUCUAAUUAAGGACCCCUUGGUUUUGCUCUAAUAUGCCUUUUCAUUUAUAGAAAUACAUACUUUUAUUAGAAGACUGAGGCUGCUGCUCGAUUUAUUGGAUUUGAGGACCCUCAGUAUUCGGGUUUUCCUUGGGAUCCCUGCACUCGAUAGGAGUUUAGAAUUAAGGCACUGCUUGGUUAACUAAUGGCAUUUGUGACUUCCUUUUUCUUUUUCUUUUCCUCCCUUAUUUUUACA